Molecule: messenger RNA, 1306 nt
Organism: Drosophila navojoa
Lineage: Eukaryota; Metazoa; Arthropoda; Insecta; Diptera; Drosophilidae
Product: vanin-like protein 1
Molecular function (GO): hydrolase activity, acting on carbon-nitrogen (but not peptide) bonds, in linear amides
Source: RefSeq, a predicted model, not a curated record
AACAUCAAUGAGAAACAGCUCUGCUCCGAUACGCCCGAGGACACGCGUCCCUGCGCCCCUAAUGGCCACAAUAUCUUCAAUACGAACGUGGUCUUCGAUCGGCAUGGCACGGUUGUCUCCAGGUAUCGCAAGGUUCAUCUCUAUGGCGAGCCAAGGAACAGCACUUUCGUGCCGGAGUCAGUGAGCUUUGACACGGACUUCAACGUGACCUUCGGUCAUUUCAUUUGUUUCGAUAUCCUGUUCUACGCUCCAGCCCAUGAGAUGCGUCUGACGCAGGGCAUUCGGGACUUUGUCUUUCCCACUAUGUGGUUUUCUCAGCUACCUUUUCUCACGGCGGUUCAAGUUCAGCUGGGCUGGUCCUAUGCGAAUGACGUGAAUCUUUUAGCUGCGGGCUCCAGUCACACGGAGUACGGCAGUACCGGAACAGGAAUCUUCAAUGGACGGAAGGGAACUAUCACCAGCGUAAUGAAUCUGGAUGAGGGCGAGCGCCGCAUCUAUGUGGCCCAGGUGCCCAAGUAUCCCAGCUCGGCUGUCACAUCGCAGCGACGUGUCGCGACUCAGAGACAGAAGCAGAGGCUUGGACAAAGUCUAGAGCAGAGGGCUCUAGCCCGAAGCAGCGCCGGCUUCAAGAUGAAGCGAGACGAUGCUCUGGAGCUGUACGAGAGCGUAUGGCUGCAGCAGGAGCGGAACGUGACAAAGGACGUUUGCCAUGGAAGCCUGUGCUGCCACUUCGAGCUGGAGUGGAGUCCAGUGCAGGCAGGAGAAAGUCCGAGUGGCUAUCGAGUGGGCGCGUUCGAUGGCUGGCGCAAUGAGCAGGAUGUGGAUAACAACUAUGUGCGCAACUGCGGCAUCUUCGUCUGCAGCGGACCCAACAUUGAGGAUUGCGGCCUGCUGCUGAAUGCAACAGCAUCGAAUCGCAACUUCAGCCGGUUGCUCAUUGAGGCCAGCUAUCCGAAGUCGCAGGAGUUUCUGCUGACGCCGAACAGUGUGAGGGACAAUCUGCUGCCCCUCGAGCCAUCGCAGUUCGAGUGGUCUGUCCAGGAGGAGGAGCAGAGCCAUCUGUUGAGUGUUCGCUUCGCACUGGCUGAAGCCGAGUCGCUGUCCAACCUAUUGACAUUCGCCAUCUAUGGGAAUUACUACGAUGACAUUUGCACCUAUGGCAUUGACACUCCGGACAAGGAUAUUCAAUGCGGCUAUAAGCCCAAGGGCGAUGGGGCAGCCGACUUGCGAUUUUUUGGCAACUGGUUCCAUAUGCUUACCGUUGUGCUCCUUAUAGUUAGCCUUAGUAGUUAGACGGAUUUUUACU